CAUUUGUUGUUGUUCUAGAGCGCACGCACGCCAGUUCCGCUGCAGUUUUCGGGGGGUGAUAAGCGUGAUUACGGGAGUCAGAAGUGCGAAUCAUUCGUUUCCCCACGCGAAACAGUGCCACUGCUGCAGGGAUAUCGAAAUACCUGGCUCGUGCUAGAGUGAAGCGAAAGUGAUACGAAACCGAAGUGAGUGUGAAUUUAUUCACGAAAAGCGAAACGUCGAAAUCGAAAGCAGCAGCACACACGCACUCGGGCCCGCACUGAUAAGCGUGUGCGGUGAAUCUUUGGCAGAGUGUGUAACAAAUUUACCUUCCCCCGCGGUGCGCACCAGCUUCCGUGUCCGAUUGUUUCCGCCAGGUGAAGAAGCAAAAAAGCAGCAGCAGCAACCGCAAACGGAAUGUGUGCGAACGUGUCGUGUGUUGUGCGCGCUGCCAGCAUGAUGUCACAGUGUGCUACGCUGUGCAGUGCCCCACGGAUGCCACCGCGGCUUAGUCACCGGAUAGGUGGGAUGGCUGGUGCUUCCAUAUCCUUCCACAGCACGGCCCAGCAGCAGCAGCACCGGGCCACCCAACACCUGCCAGCGCGAGUCGCCGCCCGAACUGGAUACAACCACCACCUCCAACGGCAGCCCGUCAUGGCGCGGGCGUACUUCUUUCCGGGAGGUGGCCCGGUGAGGUCCUACACCCAGGCUGCCUCGACCCUCACCCGGGAGCAGCUGCACGAUCUGGUGUACAGGUUAAACGAAGAUGAAAGAGAAUUGCUCAUGAACACGCUCAAGCAAUUCGAAUCCAACAAAGUGAAGGCAAAGUUUGAAGCCGAAACAGUGCCAGUACCACCGACUUCGGACCUCAUGAAACUUGGAUUGGUGAACGCCCUCCCAUUCAUUGGAUUUGGUUUCCUUGACAACUUUACCAUGAUCAUUGCGGGCGACUACAUCGAGCACACGCUCGGGCUGUUCAUGUGCAUAUCGACGAUGGCGGCGGCAGCACUGGGGAACACCAUCAGCGACGUAAUCGGCAUCGGGUCCGCCUUCUACGUGGAGAAGCUGGCCGAAAUGAGUGGCGUGAAGCCGCCGAAGAUGUCGCCGAUCCAGCUGGAGAUGAAAGCCAGCCGAAGGGCGGCCAAUUUGGGACGAGUGCUGGGUAUUACCAUCGGAUGUCUGCUGGGAAUGUGCCCUCUAUUAUUCAUGAAGGAGGAUAAGGAGAAGGAAAAGGACAAGGAUAAGAACAAGCCGUCGGAAGCAAGUGCGACUGAUGCUGCUGCUGCUGCUGCGGAUGGUGUUGCUAACAUUGUUGCCGUGAAAUAAGCCUCCGUCAGUGUGCAAAAGGUACUGAAUUUGAGCUGCGCUGCUGUUGCUGUGUGUUGUUGUCGGGGAGGCAGACAUUCUGUGGUUUACGGUCAAUUUACGGUGGCGCUUCACACGCGUGUGUGGAGCAACGCAAUCGGAAAUUUAAAUUAGCAAACCUUCCAGCUCGUUCCGACCCAUCUCCCUCCCUAGCGUGGUUCAUAUUUUACGUUGAUUGAUCGAUAACGACCGCGUUUGUUUGAAAUUUCGAAAUCGCUUCGGGCAUUUUACCGACCAACGAAACGAACGAUGAUAGAGCAUCGAGCUCGAUGAGAGAGGAUAGAUUGGCGGUGACACCCUCCCCCAGGGAGCUGGGUGGUGCAGGAAUAUGUAAAUAUUAUCAGUUGAUCGAAUCCAGUACUACCCGAGACACACGACACGCUUCCCCGAAACGACGUGCGAUGUGAUGCGUAUCGCGGAUCAGUGGUAUAGGAUUUAUCGUUCCAUCGUUCCACUCUGGGAGAUAAUUGACACAAGGAUAGAGGAGUUAUUCGAUUAGCCCACUGCACACGAUUGGUGCUACUGUGUUAUUACUAUUGCUAUAUUUAUUAACCACCACUCUUAACGCAACAGCCCACAAACGCUUUCCUGUGUACUGUGUUUGUGGCGAGCGAAAACAAUACGACUUAGUGCAACGUGCUUGUGUUUCGGUUAGUGUGUUACGAUUGUGUUUCAGAUUAGUAUCGUUAAGAGAAUGGGAAGGAGCAGCAAACUUUGUUAAUGAUUAAUGUUCUAGGCAAACCUGUUACCUACUAGUAGCGGAAUGACUAGUCAAACUAGUCCCUAUCUAUAUAAUGUGUUACUGUCGACGCAAUAGAGGAAAAAACACGCAACAAACGAUAUUACUCCUCGGCUCGGGAUGAGCGUAGUACGUACACGACCUGCUCGGGUGAACUAUACUAAUAGACGAAUUAAGAAUUCGAUGACACAACACCAACCAGCCAGCCGUGACCCACUCUAGUAGCAUCAGGCUUAGUUUAAGCGCUAUUCGAACAGGAGAACGAGUUUUGUUGCUUGCGAUUGAUUGCGAUUUAAAGAGUAAAACUAUCCACUUUCUUCCCAACUUUCGGCGACGACUUUCAAAGGAGAGAUGGCGGUUUAUUAACGAGGUUGAGAAAUUACUUCGAAAACAAAACAAAAAAUGCUAUUAAACAAAUUAUUAAUGUCACUUAGGGGUAUGUAGGCGAGAGUGCAGUGUAGUGUAAUUGGGUCCAUUUAAGAACAAGAAAAAAAGAUGCAGGAAUACUUUUUAUUAGCGAUUAGAGAUAUUUAAACACAUUGGUAUUAGCUUUUCCGCUAAAUCCGUGACCAAUUUCUCAAGUAUGUACUAGCAGUAGUAAUAGUAGUAAUAGUAGUAGUAGUGGUAGUAGUAGUUGCAUAGUAAAAGCAGAUAUAAUCAUCGUGUUCGUUGGUGUGAAUGAAAGCUUACCAAAACUCUUCUCUUUGCGCCAUUUUGCGGUAAGCAAUAGAUUACAAUAUACCUCAUUAAUUUCGCAUACAAGUAUUUACUUACCACACAUGCUGCGCCGCCGCCGCCGCCGCCCUCCUGUGUGGCACGCUAAGGUGAAACGCUUUCGCGGAAAAACUUUCACUGAAACCCGUAAGAAUGAGUUGGCACAUUGGCAAACGUUUCGCUUUGCAAUGUUUUUUUUGUGUUUUGUGCCACGUAGUAAUAAGCAGCAUGGUUUAAGCAUGUACCAAGUGGCCGAGAUUCCAUUCACACCUUUUUUUUGCCUGCGCGGAGUAAAAACAAUAGAAGCAAGUUUCUCGUUCCAUUUCAUUUUUUGCCUUGUUUGCCUUUGCCUUAUUGCCAACAAAAAAACACCUUACAAAACAAAACGAUUCGGAACCAAGUUCUUCCACACACACACACACACAUUCCCUAUGCAGCGUGCGGAUAUUUUUGACUAAGCAAAAGAAGGAGCUGUCGAAAAAGGCGACGCGCCCCCCAAAUGCGCCACGUAAAUCCCUCCAUGUUAAGCACAAUAAUAUUCUAAACAUGAUAUUUCUACUACCCCAAAACCUACACCUCGGCCUUACACCUUUACCUAUCUACUAAUUAUUCGAAGAAGAAGAAGAGGAAGAAGACGAAAAAAAAACAAAAAACUAUAGUAUAUCAUCGUUGAAUUGCUUAAGAAAAUGAAACUAUUUUUCUAUCAUCCUUCCUCCUUCUGGCUGGCCUUUCGUCGGUAAGCAAGCAUGCAGUCAAAAAAAAAAAAAAGUGGGCAGCUACUACUAACUAACAAACUACUAAAAGAAGGGGGUUGGGCAAGUGCAGCCACCUUCACAGUACCUAAGUAUAAUGGGUCAAUUUUCUAGCCACACAGCGCCACAUGGAUACUGUUGUCCCUACGUCGUCUUUCAACCUACUACUACGUACUGUCGAUUAACUUAUAUAGCGUAUGAAGGGGGUUACAUCCUGCCCCAAACAAAUUAAGGGGGACUUAACCUAAUAAACCACACCAUGAUGCACAGUGCAUUUGCAGCAUACAUAACGUAACACACAGACACACACACACGCUGUAUUCUAGCUAUUAUAGCAAGCAAAACAAAUUGACAAUUUUGAAUUAUGCUGUAAACUGCGCCAGGAACCGGAAUCGCGGAGCCUAGUGUGUUGAAUGAAAACAAGUAUAGUCUAGAAAAUAAUCCCGUUCUAAUACCGUAUUUCCAUCUCCAAGAGAGCGAUUGCUUGUGAAAUAUGUAAUGCUUUCAGCUAGAUCUUCCAGUUAGCAGAGUUCAGCGAGGGGGAACGAUGGUCAAACCGAUGCUCAAAUCAAAACAAAACAAUGAGAUCACAACACAGUCUCGCAUACACGCACACCGAAUAAUAUAUGAAUAUAUAGUAGGAUAUUAUAGUAUUAAAAAUACUACUACUAAUACACACUCUCUCUGUAUCGCUCUCUGGUGUCCUCGACACUCGAUUGCAUACGCAUACACGAACACGACAAAUGCGAUAAAACAAUACAACAAUCGACGAACAGCAAUAGAGAAACUAGCAAAUAUUGAAAACCGAAAUGUGUACCAAAAUAAACAGUAAAUUCAUUAUCAUAUUCAACCUUA
Anopheles arabiensis is the source of this 4404-nucleotide messenger RNA. Its product is annotated as transmembrane protein 65. Gene Ontology annotation, cellular component: mitochondrion. The record is from RefSeq and is a predicted model, not a curated record. The transcript is spliced from 5 exons. NCBI's taxonomy places the organism in Eukaryota, Metazoa, Arthropoda, Insecta, Diptera, Culicidae. The coding region runs from base 397 to 1305 and encodes 302 amino acids.